This is a messenger RNA of Octopus bimaculoides (California two-spot octopus), 3411 nucleotides long. Its product is annotated as splicing factor C9orf78. Gene Ontology annotation, biological process: mRNA splicing, via spliceosome. The record is from RefSeq and is a predicted model, not a curated record. Lineage: Eukaryota; Metazoa; Mollusca; Cephalopoda; Octopoda; Octopodidae. Gene Ontology annotation, cellular component: spliceosomal complex.
GAGCCUCUUGGAGCUUUAGGUGUUUUCGCUGAAUAAACACUUACAACGCCCGGUCUGGGAAUUGAAACCGCGAUCCUAUGACCGCGAGUCCGCUGCCUUAACCACUGGGCCAUUGUGCCUCCACUGCGGAUCAUAUAUACAAUAGGAAUUGAGAUUUGCUGACACCGCAAGAAUUGAAGUCAAUCUUCUGUCAAUAAGUUAAAUUAGAAAUAUUAACAUGUCUUCUAGUAAACAAAAACGUAAUUUUCGCAAACGGCGAUGUUCAUCGUCAUCCGAAAGUGCUGAUGAAGAUGCUGAAUCUGGGAAUACGGAUCAAAUUAAAAGCAGUAUGAUUGAUAUAAAAUUGCUUCAGAAAUUGAGAGAAAAACCAAGAGGAGUUAAUGCAGCCAGUUUAGCCUUUGGUAAAAGUACAAAAAAGGAUGAAAUUGAAGCUAGUGACCCGUUCAAAAUGAAAACUGGUGGAAUUGUUGAUAUGAAAGCUUUAAAGAACAGUGUAUCACUGCAAGGAGGUGAUAUAGAAUCAAUAGGAACAGCUUUUGCUGCUGAGACAAACAUUCGAGACGAAGAUGCAGAAAUGUUAAAAUAUGUAGAGGAAGAAUUGGCCAAGAAGAAAGGGCAUGUUACAGAGAAAAGCCAAGAGAAACAAGCUCAUGCAGAAGAUGCACUUUACCAACUUCCUGAAAACCUAAAAGUUGAAUCAUCUACAAAGAAAAGUGAAGACAUGUUGUCAAAUCAGAUGCUGUCUGGGAUUCCAGAAAUUGACCUUGGAAUUGAUGCUAAAAUUAGAAACAUUGAACAUACAGAAGAUGCCAAACAGAAGCUUGUUCAAGAAAUGAUGAAGAAGAAAGACAGUGAAGUCUCUGAAUUUGUUCCUACAAAUAUGGCUGUGAAUUUUGUACAACACAAUCGCUUUACAAUUGAAGAAAGUGGACCUCGAUUAAAAGACAAGCAUUUGCUUCUGAAACCAAAGCUUCUCAGAGUGGGAGAUGCUGAGAAAAUUGGUGAAAUGGAUAAAAAAUCUAGAAGAGUUACAGUUGAACCUGAGGAAAAGGCAACCGAUGACUUCCAUUAUGAAAGAUUUAAGAAACAAAUGAGACGUUAUUAAGCAAACAUAAAACAUUUGAAAACUUUUCUUUCUGUAUGUUUGAUGGCCUAACAUCAUUCACAACUCAUGUGACUGAGAUGUUCAUCUACAUUCGUUGUAAACUUUUGAUAAUUUCUGUAGAUAAAUAUUCAUCUAAAUUUACAACUUAUUAAAUAUGUUAAUUUACUCAUGAAAUAUGUCUUAUAUAAUUGAUAUCCUUUCUUACACAGUUCCAGUACAGUAAAUUUGUAAACAGAGUAUUUUAUUCUUUAACUUAAAACUUAGCUGUUUUAAGCAGAAGUAAAACAACAAAUAUUAACUAGCAUAACUUUUUUUCUCUCUCAAGGUUCUAGGUUUAUGAGAAAAAUAGUGUUUUAUCCAAUAAUAAAAUACAAAGCAAUGUUUCUAGUAGACUUUAAACUUAAUAUUGAAGUGUUAAGAAUAAGAGCAAUAUUUUGCUUAUUCAAUUUCUUCAUUAGUAUUUAAUAAAACAAACAAAAAAAUGUCAAUUCUUGAAGCAUUUAAUAUUCCAGACACAACAGAAGGCUCCAAAAUAGGCAGAGUGUGACAUGGUGGUAGAGAUCCGUAAAAGACAAGAUAGGAAAGAAGGGGAGGGGUGCAGUGAACAAUAUCAGGUACCUAAAUAACACAUAACAAAUAAGGAGAGAAGCUGAAAGUAAGAAGUCUGUGAAGGUUCUAUGUUGUGAAGUUUGAAUGUUUGGAAUUGUAAAACAAUGGCAAUGUAAAUCAGAAGGGAGCUUGUGAAAAGUGUAUACAUAAUUAUAGUACUGCAUUAGCUCUUAUUGACUCCGAGAAGAAAGAGGCAUAGAAAUGCUAUACGAGCAGUUGCUGAAUGAAGAGAAUACAUAGAACAGAGUGAGGAUUAACCCAAACAGACCCAGCAGAGAGAUUAGCUAUAAAAUCAAAAGGACAAUCAAGGAUAUGAAGGGAAGGUGAAAAGCAGAACCAUCAGGUAUAGUUGUCAAGAUGUUGAAAAUGUCUGGCAAAGCAGGAUACUCACAUAGUCAACUGAGUAGUACAGGGAGAUGUCAUCCCCAAUAACUGGCACAGUGGUAUCAUUGUCAACUCUUACAAGGGCAAAGGAGAUAUCCUAGAAAGAAUUGUCUAUGAAAAUAGCAGAGAGACUCAUAGCACAAUUUAUUGAGAAGAAUUAGCUUAAAUGUGAUGCAGUUCAGGUUUGUACCAGUACAGCAAACUACCGAUACCUUUUUCUGUGAGAUACAACUACAAUUUGGUGGCCACUAAGAAAACAGGAUGCAAAAAAAUGGCAUAUGAGAGUUGCGAAAAACCAUGUACAGGGUUGCUGUCAACAGAAGGAGAGCAGCCAACAAGUUCAGUAAUGAAAUUAGCAUAAAGGCAGAUGUCCAUCAAUGCUUGGCUUGUAGUCUGCUUGUUUAUUAUAAUCCACCAGAUUACAAAUGAGAAGUUCAAGACAGGCAUCCCAUUGGAAUUGUUGUAUGCUAGUUUUUAAUAUCUGAAUCAGUUGAAGAAUUAGAGGAAAAAUUCUGAAUGUGGAGGCUGUGCCUAGAAUCAAGAGACUUAAGAGUAAACAUAUUCAGGACAAAAGCUUUAGUUAGGUGAGAAAACAGAACUCUACCACCGUCUGGAAAGAAGCCAAGCAUAAUAUGCAGAAAAGGAGUAGGUAGGAACUCUAUAUCAAAUAUCCAAUGUCAACUAUGGACACAAAAGAUGCAGUGAGGUCACAGACGUGCUGAAAGAGGAAGAUUUCAUAUAUAGCAGUUGCACAAGAGUAAGCAGUAAGAGCACAUUAAAAAUGCAUGCUUUCAAAUGCCCAGAAAGGUCAGCAUUAGUAGUUGACACCUGAUAACAAGUAACCAAAUCAACAACAUAUUUUUUAAAUUUAAAAACAAAAAGUACAUUUAAGUCUCCCAGUUAACAUGGUGUAAAAAUUUCUGUUUAUUAGAUGAAUAGGAUCAAACUUUAUAAAAUAUAGUUUUAAGGAGCCUUUUAGAAUGCAGUAUGUCAAAAGUCAUACAAAACUUUAUCUCCCAGCAUUAAUGUGUACUAUUGAUUUCAAUCACAAUUGGAUUUUUUUAACAAAAAAGUAUUGGGUGAGACAUUUAGAGACUUUAAGUUAUUCUUAAGAAAGUAACGUGACAUGAGUAAAAAAAAUUUUUUUUAAAUGACUAGUUCGUGUGAAACUGGUGUCAUUAAAGAAAUAGAUGAAAUGGUAGUUAACUCUGUUAAGAGUAGAUUGGUCUUUAGAAAAGAGUAAACGUGUAAGAAAAUGAUGUCCCAUACAAUAGCAAAGCUUGCAACUGAAUAAACACCUAUUUUUAUCUGUU